AUGAGCUGGAGGAGAGGGGGAGGGGGAGGGGACGGGGCCGUGGCCAGGCGGUGGGUGCUCCUGCUCUGUGCCGGGAGCUUCUCCCUCGGCCUGCUCUUCACCUCCGGGAUGUGGACAUUGCCAGAGGCAACCGAGGUUGCCAAGCCAAACGAAAGAAGAGGGAAAGAAGCCGAGCUCGCCGCCAUAGACUGUGAUUCUACUAAGGUCGGGCAGAAGCAGGAUUUCAGAGAUACGCUGCAGGCCUUGGACACUCACAACGCUGUACAGACACUGGACAAGACGAUAGCGAAUUUGGAGACAGAGCUUUCGGCUGCGAGGACGCUGCAGGAGUCAUUCCUCAAUGGCUCCCCGGUUUCGCAGGAGUACAAGGCCUCCGAGUCGACCGGAAGGCGGAAAUACCUCAUGGUCAUCGGCAUCAACACGGCUUUCAGUAGCCGUAAGAGGAGGGAUUCCAUCCGCAACACCUGGAUGCCACAAGGAGAGAAGAGGAAAAAACUUGAAGAAGAGAAGGGCAUCAUAAUUCGUUUUGUCAUUGGUCACAGUGCUAUUUCAGGUGGAAUUGUCGAUAGAGCAAUCGCGGCAGAGGAUAGGAAACACGGAGACUUCAUGAGGCUUGUAGGCUUGAAUUUAUCUGCUUUACUAAGAGAUCAUGUGGAAGGAUACCUUGAAUUAUCUGGAAAAACCAAGACAUACUUUGCGACGGCUGUUGCUUUAUGGGACGCUAACUUCUAUGUCAAAGUUGAUGAUGAUGUGCAUGUAAAUAUAGCCACCCUUGGGCAGAUUUUGUCCAAGCAUAUUUCGAGGCCCAGGGUAUAUACUGGAUGCAUGAAGUCUGGUCCUGUCCUAUCCGACAAGGAAGUCAGAUAUUAUGAACCCGAGCACUGGAAAUUCGGGGAUAAAUAUUUCCGACAUGCCACCGGUCAGCUAUAUGCUAUUUCAAAAGAUUUGGCAACCUACAUCUCCGUAAAUAAACAUGUGUUGCACAAGUAUGUCAACGAGGAUGUCUCUUUGGGGGCUUGGUUCAUAGGGUUAGAUGUUGAGCAUAUUGAUGACCGUCGUCUUUGCUGCGGUACUCCACCCGAUUGCGAGUGGAAAGCCCAGGCGGGGAACACCUGCGCAGCAUCAUUCGACUGGAGAUGCAGCGGCAUAUGCAACACCGUGGAGAACAUCCAGGGGGUGCACAACAAAUGCGGGGAGAGCGAAAAGGCGCUCUGGACCGCUUCUUUCUAA
Messenger RNA from Triticum turgidum subsp. durum (durum wheat), 1230 nucleotides. NCBI's taxonomy places the organism in Eukaryota, Viridiplantae, Streptophyta, Magnoliopsida, Poales, Poaceae. The record is from the annotation of a GenBank genome assembly.